Messenger RNA from Trachymyrmex cornetzi, 621 nucleotides. RefSeq lists its product as uncharacterized. The coding region runs from base 1 to 621 and encodes 206 amino acids. The transcript has a single exon. Gene Ontology annotation, biological process: DNA integration. NCBI's taxonomy places the organism in Eukaryota, Metazoa, Arthropoda, Insecta, Hymenoptera, Formicidae. The record is from RefSeq and is a predicted model, not a curated record. Gene Ontology annotation, molecular function: nucleic acid binding.
AUGGGAAUAACACAUCGAUUAGUGGCUGUAGCUUCACCAUGGUCAAAUGGAAUAGUAGAGAGAGUCAAUCGUUUUAUUAAAACUUCUCUCAGAAAAAUUGUCGAAUCUCCAGACGACUGGAAAAAGUGCAUACCAAGAACGCAAUACAUAAUUAACAAUACAUGGCAUAAAGGCAUUAACAAUACGCCAUCAAAAUUACUCUUUGGUUACGACCAACGGAAUCACAUGGAUGCACCUCUUUCAGAAUUCGUCAACGAAUUAGCAAGGAUAGAUACAGAUCUUGAGUUAGAAAGAAGUAAGGAUCGAAAUUUAGCUAUCGAAACUAAUGAAAAACUAAAACAAUAUAAUAAACAGUACUUUGAUAAACGGCAUGUCACACCUACCGUUUACAAAUUAAAAGAUCUAGUGAUGAUCAGAAACUUACAUGCUAAAGUAGGACAAAAUUCUAAAUUCGACCCUCCUUAUAAAGGGCCGUAUCAGGUAGCUAAAAUACUGGAUUUCGAUCGAUACUUGAUUCAAGAUGUACCAGGAUUUAACCUGUCGGCAAAACCUUAUACAGCGGUACUGUCGACCGACAAGUUGAAACCUUGGAUACGCCCAGUAUGCGAAACUGGCAGUUAG